AUGGCUACAUUGAUGAAAACAAGAGGUUUGCGUAUGUCUGCACAGAAACAGGAAACUCUUUUAAAGUUAACUGUAUUAUCUCUUGCAGCAAUUUUAUCUUUUGCAACAAGGUUAUUCUCUGUCUUAAGAUUUGAAAGUGUUAUUCAUGAAUUUGAUCCAUAUUUUAAUUACCGCACAACAAAGUAUUUAGCAGAAAAUGGGUUUUAUAGUUUUCACAAUUGGUUUGAUGAUCGUGUUUGGUAUCCACUUGGAAGGAUAAUUGGAGGGACAAUAUAUCCUGGAUUAAUGAUAACAUCAGCAGCAUUAUACCGUCUUUCAUGGAUAUUAAAUAUUACUUUAGAUAUACGCACUAUUUGUGUCUUCCUUGCUCCAUUAUUUUCUAGUUUAACAACAAUUAUUACUUAUUUACUUACCAAAGAACUGAAGGAUUCUGCAUCAGGGUUAUUUGCUGCAGCUAUGAUAGCAAUUGUUCCUGGUUAUAUAUCACGAUCAGUGGCAGGGUCCUAUGAUAAUGAAGGCAUAGCUAUUUUUUGUAUGUUAUUUACAUAUUACAUGUGGAUUAAAGCAGUUAAAACUGGAGCAAUUUGUUGGGCAACUUGUGCUGCUCUUGCAUAUUUUUAUAUGGUGUCUUCUUGGGGUGGUUAUGUAUUCUUAAUUAAUUUAAUUCCAUUACAUGUAUUGACCUUAAUGGUGACUGGAAGAUUUUCUCAUAGAAUAUAUACCGCAUACAGUAUUUUGUACUGUUUGGGAACAAUUUUAUCUAUGCAAAUAUCCUUUGUUGGUUUUCAACCUGUCCAGAGCUCUGAACACAUGCUUGCAUUGGGAGUUUUUGGACUUUGUCAAAUUCACGCAUUAGUUGAUUAUUUCCGUAGUAAAAUGUCUCAAGAUGAUUUUGAAAUAUUAUUUCGUGGUCUUGUCAUUUCUGUAGUUACUAUUUCAUUUAUAUUGGGUGUUAUUUUAACUAUUACAGGAAAAAUAUCUCCAUGGACUGGUCGGUUUUAUUCUCUUUUGGACCCAUCCUAUGCAAAAAAUCAUAUACCAAUAAUUGCUUCUGUUUCGGAGCAUCAGCCAACAUCAUGGAGUUCUUUUUAUUUCGAUCUUCAGAUUUUAGUAUUUCUAUUUCCAUCAGGUUUAUAUUUCUGUUUCUCAAAGUUAACGGAUUCGAAUAUUUUCCUCAUUUUAUAUGGUGUUACAAGUCUAUAUUUUGCUGGUGUAAUGGUUCGUUUAAUGUUAGUUCUUGCUCCUGUAAUGUGCAUUUUGGGUGGAAUUGGAGCUUCUUCUUUACUAGUUACUUACAUGAAACAAGUAGAAAGGGGAAAAGUUAGUGACAAAAAAUCAAAAAAAUUUGAAAGUAACUACAUACUUAGAAGCGAGAUUGCUACACUCUUUAUAACAGUAAUGUGCAUUCUUUUCUUUUCGUAUACUAUUCACUGUACGUGGGUUACAGCAGAAGCCUAUAGUUCACCUAGUAUCGUGUUAUCGGCACGUUCUCCGGAUGGUGGUCGCAUGAUUUUUGAUGACUUUAGAGAAGCGUAUUAUUGGUUACGCAUGAACACGCCAGAAAAUGCUAAGGUAAUGUCUUGGUGGGAUUAUGGAUAUCAGAUUACAGCAAUGGCGAAUCGUACAAUUUUAGUAGACAAUAAUACAUGGAACAAUACUCACAUAUCAAGAGUCGGUCAAGCAAUGGCAAGCUCUGAGGAAAAAGCGUAUGAAAUAAUGAGAGAAUUAGAUGUUAAUUAUGUUCUUGUUAUUUUUGGAGGACUUACAGGCUACUCAUCAGAUGACAUUAAUAAGUUCCUAUGGAUGGUGCGGAUUGGCGGAAGCACUGAAAAAGGAAAAUCUAUAACAGAGUGGGAUUAUUAUAAUUCUGCAGGAGAAUUUCGAGUUGACAAAGAGGGUUCUCCAAUUUUGCUCAAUUGUCUUAUGUAUAAGAUGUGUUAUUACAGAUUCGGUCAAGUUUAUACAGAAGGAGGCAAACCCUCUGGAUAUGAUAGAGUUAGAAACAUGGAAAUUGGUAAUAAGGACUUUGAGUUAGAUAUGUUAGAAGAAGCUUAUACUACAGAACAUUGGCUUGUCCGAAUUUAUAAAGUGAAAGAUUUAAGAAACAGAGGAAUUUAA
This is a messenger RNA of Eufriesea mexicana, 2118 nucleotides long. RefSeq names its product catalytic subunit 3A of the oligosaccharyltransferase complex (gene Stt3A). NCBI's taxonomy places the organism in Eukaryota, Metazoa, Arthropoda, Insecta, Hymenoptera, Apidae. Gene Ontology annotation, cellular component: membrane. The transcript has 11 exons. Gene Ontology annotation, biological process: post-translational protein modification. The record is from RefSeq and is a predicted model, not a curated record. The coding region runs from base 1 to 2118 and encodes 705 amino acids. Gene Ontology annotation, molecular function: dolichyl-diphosphooligosaccharide-protein glycotransferase activity.